This is a messenger RNA of Sorex fumeus (smoky shrew), 798 nucleotides long. It is a transcript of the gene CEACAM21, whose product is annotated as CEA cell adhesion molecule 21. Lineage: Eukaryota; Metazoa; Chordata; Mammalia; Eulipotyphla; Soricidae. Gene Ontology annotation, biological process: signal transduction; regulation of immune system process. Gene Ontology annotation, molecular function: protein tyrosine kinase binding. Gene Ontology annotation, cellular component: cell surface; plasma membrane. Bases 1 to 798 code for a protein of 265 amino acids. The record is from RefSeq and is a predicted model, not a curated record. The transcript is spliced from 3 exons.
AUGGAGCCCCCCUCAGCCCCUGCCCACAAAGGGUGUGUGCCCUGGAAGGGGCUCCUGCUUGCAGCCACACUCUUACCUUUCUGGAGCCUGCCUGGCACUGCCAAUGUCACUGAUAGUGCCACUGCCAAUACUACUGCCAAUGCCAUUGCCUGGGGCAUUACUGUGAAAUUGGUACCGCCCACUGUUAUGGAAGGGAAGAACGCUCUCCUGCUUGCCUCUGGGCUGCCAGGAAAUGUUUCACGUUUAGACUGGUACAAAGGAAAAGUCCUAUCUAUGAACACCAUUGCAACGUUGAGAAGAUAUCCAGAAACUAUUACUGAGGGACCUGCAUACAGUGGCCGAGAGACCCUGUACUCCAAUGGCUCCCUGAUGCUCCGGAACCUCGCCAAGGACGACAUGGGAAUCUACCGCUUGCAAGUCAUCACAGCCAGCACUGAUAUCUUAUAUGGAGAGCAAGAGCUCCAUGUGUACCACCCAGUGGCAGAGCCCCUUAUCCAAGCCACCCACACCACAGCGACAGAAGGUGCCACCCUUGUGUUUCUGACCUGCUUGGUGAAAGACACUGGGGUCUUCAUCCAGUGGUUCCUCAAUGACAAGAUUCUGCAGCCCUCAGGGAGCAGGAAGCUGUCUGCAGACAACAUGACCCUCACAGUCCAGCCUGUGUCCAGGGCCGAUGAGGGGGCGUAUCGGUGUGAGGUCUCCAAUCCUGUCAGUUCUUCAAAAAGUGCCCCCCAGAUACUGCAGAUGAAACCCUCCCCUUCACCUCCCCACCCGGUUAAUCUCACAGGUGGUGGGUGA